GUGCUGAGACGCCUAGAAUGCAGAAAAACUGGUAACUGCGGAUGUACCACUAUUUCGUAGUUUACAUCUACCGAGGGUCAAGUGCCUUGUUGCAAUAUAUACUUUUGCAUAACAGAUUAGAAGGCUUCGUCUCAACAGUGGGGGAGUAACAAGGAACAGCCCUUUUUAAUUUGUUAUUUGUGGGGUUUCACAGUGCUCCGAAUCAAUAUGAAGUUUAUUGCAUUAGUUUUGAUCGUUAACGUCGUAACAUUUGCAUAUGGACGAUUCGUAUCAAAGGAUAACUUGCACAACGACCCGUCCCGAACUCUGAAAGGGGUGAUGAAGUUCUACAAGGACCAGCCAAGGGUGACUGAUUCUGAAUCUCUGGAAUUUGACGAAGUAGAACCAGUUCGAUUGGAUACUCCAGUGGUCAAGGAUGAGGAUUUGCAACGGUUACAACAAAAAAAUGCUCCGCACAUUGCAUUUGAGCAGCCGAAACCUGAUGUCGAUGAACUCGAUGGGACAACUAUUUCGCCCUUUGGGAUCAAGGGCAGUCCUGAUGUAGAGUCCAUGCCAAAGUCUGAUUUGUACGGGGACGACAUGGAUGACAUUGAUGACUGUUCCGAGGGGGAUGUUAUGAAAGUGGUUUGCAACACGUGCGUCUGCAGCGAUGGAAAAUAUUUCUGCUCAAAACGAGCAUGUAAUGAACCAGAGCGACCACUUCCACCCACUGAAAAGGGAAGCUCUAAGCGGAAGGGGGCCAUUAUCAAGUACCAUUCUGUUAAAGGGGAUGCCGCUGCGGCUGCCCAAAAAGUACAACAGGUCGGAAAUUCUACGGAUCUUGAAACUGGAUCAACUGCAAAUUCCACUACGACUUUUAUAAUUUCCGAAGUCGAUAGUUCCCAGUGCAUUGACGGCAGAACCAAACCCGUCGAUUGCAACCAAUGUGUAUGUGCUAUAGGAAAAUGGGCAUGCACAAAAAUGUCCUGCAUUGCACUUACACUGCGAGAAAAAGCAAGCUAUAGUGGGGACACAUUUCUGAACUCAGUCGGGACCCUUAAAGAACAUGCCAAUAUUGAUGAGGAUUGCAUGGAAGGAGAAGCGAAACCAAUCGGAUGUAAUCAAUGCGUUUGCCACAUGAAUUCUUGGGCUUGUUCAGAUUUCACUUGUCCGUCAACUCCGGCUCCACCAAAACCUGAAACUGUCCAAGAGUCAUGUCAGACAGAGGAAGACGUCAAAAGUAAGGACUGCAACAUUUGUUCAUGUCGUCGCGGGGUAUGGGUUUGUACGGAAAAUGACUGUAAAAAGUUUGGAAAUCGCUAUUUUAAUCCUGUUUCUCAAAAGCAUCAAGAUAAUGAAAAGGAUCAAGAAUCAUGAAAAGAAUAAUAAUUUGGAAUGAAAUUUAACUUUUACUUAAGUUUUUAUUAAACUAUAAAAAUUAAGAAUAUUUAUUCUGUCUUUAACUGACAUAAAUAUAUACCAACCAGCGUCAAAUUUGUUAUUUUUGUAAUAAAGAUUUAAAAGAAACUUGAUACA
Molecule: messenger RNA, 1515 nt
Organism: Folsomia candida
Lineage: Eukaryota; Metazoa; Arthropoda; Collembola; Entomobryomorpha; Isotomidae
Exons: 7
Coding region: 208-1356 (382 amino acids)
Molecular function (GO): peptidase inhibitor activity
Source: RefSeq, a predicted model, not a curated record